This is a messenger RNA of Triticum dicoccoides, 1051 nucleotides long. RefSeq names its product transcription factor ILI5. The transcript has 2 exons. Gene Ontology annotation, biological process: regulation of DNA-templated transcription; regulation of growth. NCBI's taxonomy places the organism in Eukaryota, Viridiplantae, Streptophyta, Magnoliopsida, Poales, Poaceae. Gene Ontology annotation, molecular function: protein dimerization activity. The record is from RefSeq and is a predicted model, not a curated record. The coding region runs from base 244 to 510 and encodes 88 amino acids.
CCUUUCUGUCUCCCUCACACACUCCUCCAGCGAUUGCACAACUAGAAGUUAUCCAGCGAGUAUCCUGAGCAGCUCGACGUCAGCGAGGGCCGCCCUUCGCUCACCGGCCAACCGCCCGGCACCUUUUGAGCGUACACACUGCGAGGCUUUGUUAGCCGGCGGGAGUCUGCAGUCUGCUUGCUCCGGCACUAGCUAGCUAGCUCAUCCCGGCCGGCCAGCGACGUAGCAGCGGCUAGGAAGAAGAUGUCGAGCAGAAGGUCGUCGCGCGGCUCCAUCUCCGACGAGGAGGUCAACGAGCUCAUGUCCAAGCUCCAGUCUCUGCUCCCCAACUCUCGCCGCCGCGGCUCCAGCCAGGCGUCGACGACGAAGCUGCUGAAGGAGACGUGCAGCUACAUCAAGAGCCUCCACCGGGAGGUGGACGACCUCAGCGACCGGCUGUCGGACCUCAUGUCGACCAUGGACCACAAUAGCGCCGAAGCGGAGAUCAUCCGCGGCAUCCUCCGCUCGUGAUCGUACUACGGCGCCGGCCGGUCGAUCGGCGAGAGCUCAACCGCCAGGACAAUUAAGCGGCGGCUGCGCUAUGGGUCUCUCCGGCCAGCCGGACACGUACGAGAGCUUUGCUUAGCUAGGGUAUAUAUAUCGUCCUCCACAUAUUUAAAUAUGUAUCUCUUUCCUGCUCCCUUUCUGCCUAGAUCUGAUCGUGUAGAUCAAAAAAUGUACUACGUGUCUCUAAGCUUCACUCCGUCUGUACUACGUAGGGCAUUAGCUUAGCUAGCGUUCCUACCUUGGGCCAAAGCUUAUCCUCGCGCGCUGGCUGCUGCUUGAGCUAAUCUCUCGAUCGUCUCCUCCGUGUGUUGUCCCUUUCUUGAUCUACUACUCGAUCUGUAAAUUUAGUUGGUGGCAUUGGAUCGAGUUGUGUCCUCUAUCGACAACCGACCGACCACUACUACGGUACUACUACUACCUAGAGCAAAUUAAUAUCAUCGUCAUGUUGUACCACCCCAGCUUUAACUUUUGUUGGAAUACGUACUACGAGAUCAAAUUAAUACUA